Diuraphis noxia (Russian wheat aphid) is the source of this 2065-nucleotide messenger RNA. RefSeq names its product ribonucleoside-diphosphate reductase large subunit-like. Gene Ontology annotation, molecular function: ATP binding; ribonucleoside-diphosphate reductase activity, thioredoxin disulfide as acceptor. Gene Ontology annotation, cellular component: ribonucleoside-diphosphate reductase complex. Gene Ontology annotation, biological process: deoxyribonucleotide biosynthetic process. The record is from RefSeq and is a predicted model, not a curated record. NCBI's taxonomy places the organism in Eukaryota, Metazoa, Arthropoda, Insecta, Hemiptera, Aphididae.
GCGUGUUGUCCGCCUUCUUUGUACAUUGUGUCACUUAUUGCCUAUUGGCGGUUAAUCGUUAAUAAUUGCCAAUUGGUCGAGGCUAGCGGCUUCAGAGUACAGCAACAGCUGCACAACAACAAUAUUAUUAUAACAUGAUUCACUAAUACACUAUUAUAGUUAGCUAUACUGUUGUCUAUUUUUAUUAUUAAAGUACAUCCAAUACAUCCGGUUAUUUUGGCGAUAGGAUACGUCGUAUACUCGUAUUCGGCAAGGUGGCAGGUGCAAACUAACUCCUCCAAACAGGCGCACACGUUGAUAAUAUUAAUUAAUCGUAAUUGUGUUAUAUAUAUUAUCCACCGGUUUAAUCUUAUUUUUGUGCCCGAUUCUGUCUGAUUCUGCGUUCAGCCGUCAGUGAUUUUGAGCUUUCCGUGCUUACGAACCUCACCAAUCAUGAUGGACUACUCGGGAAAGUCUAAUACGAAUCUGUUCGUUAAAAAGCGAGAUGGCCGUUUGGAAGAAGUACUAAUGGACAAGAUCACGCUACGCAUUGAACAACUAUGUGAUGGCCUCAACAUGGAUUUUAUUGAUCCGGUUAUAAAACAUUUUAUAUUAUUAUUAGGAAAUGGGUUUUUAUUUUUUAUUAGUUUUCAACUUAAAGUUAUUAUACAUGUUUCUUGUUGUGAUUUAGUUGUAGCUUUUUACAAGACAGGUAGCCUUUAUAAUCGGUAUGAAGAUGAAAAACUUUAUAACAAACAGGUAUCAGCAAGAGAAUUAUGGUUCCGUAUAAUAACUUCUCAAAUUGAAACUGGUAUGCCGUAUAUGUUGUAUAAAGAUGCAUGUAAUGCUAAAAGCAAUCAAAAAAAUCUUGGUACAAUUAAGUGUAGCAAUCUUUGUACUGAAGUUGUACAAUACACUUCGGCAGAAGAGGUAGCAGUGUGUAAUCUAGCUUCCAUUGCAGUAAAUAUGUUUGUUAAACCCAAUGGAGAAUAUGAUUUUGAAAAGCUUUUAAAAAUUACUAAAAUUGUCACUAGAAAUUUGAACAAAGUAAUAGAUGUCAACUUUUAUCCUGUCAAAGAAGCUGAAACUUCUAAUAAACGACAUCGUCCUAUUGGAAUUGGUAUCCAAGGGUUGGCAGAUUUAUUCUCAAUUAUGCGAUUUCCAUUUGGCUCACCUGAAUCACGAAAGCUUAAUUUACAAAUAUUUGAAACUUUGUAUUAUGGUGCGUUAGAAGCUAGUUGUGAAUUAGCUGAAAAAUAUGGAACUUAUUCAUCGUAUCAAGGAUCACCAAUCAGUCAAGGAAUUUUACAGUAUGAUAUGUGGAAUGUAAAGCCCAGUGAUUUAUGGAAUUGGGAAAUAUUAAAAGAAAAAAUUGCUAAACACGGUGUUAGAAAUUCAUUGUUGUUAGCACCCAUGCCUACUGCUUCAACAGCUCAAAUUCUUGGCAAUAAUGAAUCUAUAGAACCCUAUACAACAAAUUUAUAUUACAGACGUACUCUUAGUGGAGAAUUUAGUGUGAUUAAUCGUCAUUUGUUAAACGAUCUAAUUAAACUUGACCUAUGGAAUGAAGAUAUGAGAAAUAAAUUGAUUUUCCAUAAAGGAUCAGUACAGAAAAUAGAAAGUAUUCCAGACAAUAUUAAAGAACUGUAUAAAACAAAUUGGGAACUAUCUCAAAAAAUCAUUUUAGAUAUGGCUGCAGAUCGAGCAGCAUACAUUGAUCAAUCUCAGUCAUUAAAUAUUCACAUUGAGCAACCAACUAUUAGUAAAAUAUCAUCUGUUCAUUUCUAUGGAUGGAAAAAAGGCUUAAAAACUGGUAUGUACUAUUUGCGUACCAGACCAGCAGCUGAUCCUAUACAGUUUACUGUUGAUAAAAGUACACUGUCUAAUAAUGUUGCGAUCCAAACCGAGAAAAAUGAUGCACUAAAUAUGGAACAAUUGGUAUGUUCAUUGGUAAAUAAAGAUGCUUGCACAAUGUGUGGUGCUUAGAUCACUGAUACAUACUUUCAUYUGUGUGGUUAUUGAUGUAUCAGAUAAUGUCAAAUAUUAUUUAUGUGGUAAUUUCACCAUGAUUUUUUUGUAAUCCCUU